AUGGCGGAGCAAGGUGCAAACCUGGGGCUUGCCGCGCUCAGCGUGGCCUUCCUCUUUGGCAUCCUUGGACUGUUUGCCUUUUUCGCCUUGCGCGCGAAAACCGCUGCCGAAGAGGAGGAAAAGCAGGAAAAGCAGCAGCAAGCUGCCGGAGGUCAGAGGCGACGUGGUGGGCUGGAUCGCAUGCAGCGCGGUGCGGCACGUGCUGCUGGCGGUGGAGAAGCCGACGAAGAUGAACCGGAGAACCAGGCCGGCAACAAGAAAACGAAUGCCGCCAAAGAGCAAAAGAAGCAGGAGAAAAGAGCACAGCAGCAAGCAGAAAGAGAGGCCUAUCAACAGAAGCAGGACAAGAAAGCACAGUAUUCGCAGAAGCAGCAGGCCCGCGAGGCGGAGCGGUUGCGGCGAGAUGCGGAGGACGAGCAGGCCAGGAAAGAAAAAGAGAAACAGGAGAAGGAAGAACUCGACAAGUGGAAGGAGAUGUUUGCGGUGGAGUAUGAGGGCGAGGAUGAUGCUGCCACAGCUGGAGAGUCAGCGUUGGAGCAGUUCAUUGAGUAUGUCAAGCUUCGAAAAGUGGUGAACCUGGAGGACCUGGCUGCCGAAUUCCGCAUGAGGACUGUUACUGCCAUCCACCGGCUCGAAGAGCUCGAAAAGAUGGGUCGAUUAAGUGGAAUUUUCGACGACCGUGGCAAGUACAUCUACAUCACAGCAGAGGAAAUGGGUGAAGUUGCAGCCUGGCUCAAGCGCAAGGGCCGCGUAAACCGCGCAGAGUUGGUCGCCGGCUGCAACAAGCUCAUCCGACUUGAUCCCACGGCAGAGGACAAGGCGAAGCUCGAAGCAGAGGUGAGGAGGCAGCUUGAAAGUGCUUUGAUGGGCCAGCUGCACAGGGCCCAGCCAGCCGCCAUGAACGCCGCUUUGCGACGACGUCGCCCUUCGUGGUUGGCCGCAGUGGUCGCAGCCGUGCUGCUAAGCAGUUGGCAAGGUUUCUCUUUCCUCGGCUCAAUGCCCACGGGACAGCAGGCGCACAAGACGGCUCGGCAAGCCUCCGUGGUUGACAGCCUCAAGAACCCGGUCAAGACAGUGUCUGAGACUAUUGACGAGUUCUACAAGGGUUACCCGAAGCCGCCGGUGCUCCCGAUGUACAGGAGUUUCCUGGUUGAUUUCAUCACUCAAGUGCACCUGACCAUGGUGGACUCCCGUUUCAAGUACGACGCAAUCUUUGGACUUGGGAUGAGGCACUUCUACAGCGGGCUCAUGGGCAACUACGACAAGCUUGUCAUGAGUGAGGAGUCAGAGAAGAUUUGGAAGGCCUUGAACACCGCCAUGGGAAUGAAGCCGGACCAGGUCACUGCUGACGCAGAAGCUGUUGCCAAGUAUGCCAGCUCGACUUCGCCAGCUGAAAUCCUGCAGCACAUGGAGGGCACGGCCAAGCCUUCCGAUGCCAAGAUCGGCACUGCGUUCGAGCAGAUCCAGUCUUCGCUCUACAGCAUGACCUACAGCAUUGGCUUGUUCCGCAUCAUGGAACUGAGUGGCGUGGAGGUCAACAAGGCCAAUGCAGAGGAGUGGGCAAAGGCCCUGAAGAUUGAGCCUGCGUCCAAGGUCACUUCUGACCUUGAAACAUACAAGCAGAAUCAGGUGAAACUCCAGAAGGCCGAGGAAAUGAUUCGAGAGAUUGAGAUCCGAGAGAAGAAGAAGCUGGCCGAGAAGCUGGAGGAGAAGGCGAAAGCGCUGGCAGAGAAGGCAGCUGCGAAGACUUCGGGUGGCGAGGACAUAAUCACGCAGACCGCUUCUCGAUGA
Messenger RNA from Symbiodinium sp. CCMP2456, 1791 nucleotides. The record is from the annotation of a GenBank genome assembly. Lineage: Eukaryota; Dinophyceae; Suessiales; Symbiodiniaceae.